This is a messenger RNA of Dipodomys spectabilis (banner-tailed kangaroo rat), 5030 nucleotides long. It is a transcript of the gene Jag2, whose product is annotated as jagged canonical Notch ligand 2. Gene Ontology annotation, biological process: heterophilic cell-cell adhesion; multicellular organism development; cell communication. Gene Ontology annotation, cellular component: protein-containing complex; plasma membrane. Bases 12 to 3746 code for a protein of 1244 amino acids. The record is from RefSeq and is a predicted model, not a curated record. The transcript has 26 exons. NCBI's taxonomy places the organism in Eukaryota, Metazoa, Chordata, Mammalia, Rodentia, Heteromyidae. Gene Ontology annotation, molecular function: calcium ion binding; Notch binding.
UCGAGGCGGCGAUGCGGGGCCGGGGGCGUCUGCCUCGGCGGCUGCUGCUGCUGCUGGCGCUGUGGGUGCAGGCGGCGCGGCCCAUGGGCUAUUUCGAGCUGCGGCUGAGCGCGCUGCGGAACGCGAACGGAGAGCUGCUGAGCGGCGCCUGCUGUGACGGCGACGGGCGGACGGCGCGCGCGGGGGGCUGCGGCCGCGACGAGUGCGACACGUAUGUGCGCGUGUGCCUGAAGGAGUACCAGGCCAAGGUGACGCCCACGGGGCCCUGCAGCUACGGCCACGGCGCCACGCCCGUGCUGGGCGGCAACUCCUUCUACCUGCCGCCGGCGGGCGCUGCGGGGGACCGAGCGCGCGCGCGGCCGCGGGCCGGCGGCCCCCGGGACCCGGGCCUCGUCGUCAUCCCCUUCCAGUUCGCCUGGCCGCGCUCCUUCACGCUCAUCGUAGAGGCCUGGGACUGGGACAACGACACCACUCCAGACGAGGACCUGCUGAUCGAGCGUGUGUCCCAUGCCGGCAUGAUCAACCCGGAGGACCGCUGGAAGAGCCUGCACUUCAGUGGCCACGUGGCUCACCUGGAGCUGCAGAUCCGGGUGCGCUGUGACGAGAACUACUACAGUGCCACCUGCAACAAGUUCUGCAGGCCCCGCAAUGACUUCUUCGGCCACUACACCUGUGACCAGUACGGCAACAAGGCCUGCAUGGACGGCUGGAUGGGCAAGGAGUGCAAGGAAGCCGUGUGUAAACAAGGAUGUAAUUUGCUCCAUGGGGGAUGCUCCGUGCCUGGGGAGUGCAGGUGCAGCUACGGCUGGCAGGGCAAGUUCUGUGAUGAGUGUGUCCCGUACCCAGGCUGCCUGCACGGCAGCUGUGUGGAGCCCUGGCACUGUGACUGUGAGACCAACUGGGGUGGCCUGCUCUGUGACAAAGACCUGAACUACUGUGGCAGCCACCACCCCUGUGUCAAUGGGGGGACCUGCAUCAACGCAGAGCCCGACCAGUACCACUGCGCCUGCCCAGAUGGCUACUCCGGCAAGAACUGCGAGCGAGCGGAGCACGCCUGUGCCUCUAACCCGUGUGCCAACGGGGGCUCUUGUCACGAGGCGCCGUCCGGCUUCGAGUGCCACUGCCCGCCAGGCUGGAGCGGGCCCACCUGCGCGCUUGACAUCGACGAGUGUGCUUCCAACCCUUGUGCGGCCGGUGGCACCUGCGUGGACCAGGUGGAUGGCUUCGAGUGCAUCUGCCCUGAGCAGUGGGUAGGCGCCACCUGCCAGCUGGACGCCAAUGAGUGCGAAGGGAAGCCGUGCCUUAAUGCUUUGUCUUGCAAAAACCUGAUUGGCGGCUAUUACUGUGAUUGCCUCCCGGGCUGGAAGGGCAUCGACUGCCACAUCAACAUCAAUGACUGUCGUGGGCAGUGUCGGCACGGUGGCACCUGCAAGGACCUGGUCAAUGGCUACCAAUGCGUAUGUCCCCCCGGCUUUGGAGGCCGGCACUGCGAGCUGGAGCAGGGUGGCUGUGCCAGCAGCCCCUGCCACGGCGGGGGCGUGUGUGAAGACCUGCAGGAGGGCUUCCGCUGCCGCUGUCCCCGGGGUCUCUCUGGACCGCUCUGUGAGGUCAACGUGGACUUCUGUGAGCCAAGCCCCUGUCUAAAUGGUGCUCACUGCUACAGCCUGGAGGGGGACUACUACUGUGCCUGCCCUGAGGACUUCGGUGGCAAGAACUGCUCGUUGCCCAGGGAGCCCUGUCCGGGUGGGGCCUGCAGAGUGAUUGACGGUUGCGGGGUUGAGGUGGGGUCUGGGGUGUCUGGCGUGGCCCCCACCAGCGUGUGUGGCCCCCACGGACACUGUGUCAGCCAGCCUGGGGGAAACUUCUCCUGCGUCUGUGACAGUGGCUUCACGGGCACCUACUGCCAUGAGAACAUCGAUGACUGUCUGGGCCAGCCCUGCCACAAUGGGGGCACGUGCAUUGACGAGGUGGAUUCCUUCCGCUGCUUCUGCCCCAGCGGCUGGGAAGGCGAGCUCUGUGAUACCAAUCCCAACGACUGCCUCCCUGACCCCUGCCACAGCCGCGGCCGCUGCUACGACCUGGUCAAUGACUUCUACUGCGCCUGCCACGAUGGCUGGAAGGGGAAGACCUGCCACUCCCGUGAGUUCCAGUGCGAUGCCUACACCUGCAGCAACGGAGGCACGUGCUAUGACAGCGGGGACGCCUUCCGCUGUGCCUGCCCGCCCGGCUGGAAGGGCAGCACCUGCACCGUCGCCAAGAACAGCAGCUGCCUGCCCAACCCCUGUGAGAAUGGUGGCACCUGUGUGGGCAGCGGCGACUCCUUCUCCUGCAUCUGCCGGGACGGUUGGGAGGGCCGCACCUGCACUCACAACACCAACGACUGCAACCCACUUCCUUGCUACAACGGCGGCAUCUGCGUGGACGGCGUUAACUGGUUCCGCUGCGAGUGUGCACCCGGCUUUGCCGGUCCCGACUGCCGCAUCAACAUGGAUGAGUGCCAGUCCUCACCCUGCGCCUACGGGGCCACCUGUGUGGACGAAAUCAACGGGUACCGCUGCAGCUGCCCUCCGGGCCGCACCGGCUCCCGGUGCCAGGAUGUGGUGGAGUUCGGGAGGUCCUGCUGGUCCCGGGGCGUGCCCUUCCUGCACGGGAGCUCCUGGGUGGAAGACUGUAAUAGCUGCCGCUGCCAUGACGGCCAUCGGGAUUGCAGCAAGGUGUGGUGUGGGUGGAAGCCGUGUCUACUGUCCAGCCAGCCUGACUCCCUGAGUGCCCAGUGCCCACCAGGACAGCAGUGUCAGGAGAAGUCCCCGGGCCAGUGCCUGCAGCCCCCCUGUGAGGCCUGGGGGGAAUGCCGGGCAGAGGAGCCCCUGCCACCCAGCACCCUCUGCCUGCCACGCUCCGGGCACCUGGACAACAACUGUGCACGCCUCACACUGCGCUUCAACCGAGACCAAGUGCCCCAGGGCACCACCGUGGGUUCCAUCUGCUCUGGAAUCCGCUCUCUGCCAGCCACGAGAGCCGUGGCCCGAGACCGCCUGCUGCUGCUGCUCUGUGACCAGACCUCCUCGGGAGCCAGUGCUGUGGAGGUGGCUGUGUCCUUCAGCCCUGCAAGGGACCUGCCGGACAGCAGUCUGAUUCAGAGCGCAGCCCACGCCAUCGUGGCCGCCAUCACCCAGCGUGGGAACAGCUCACUGCUACUGGCCGUCACUGAGGUCAAGGUGGAGACGGUGGUCAUGGAUGGCUCGUCCACAGGCCUGCUGGUGCCCAUGUUGUGCAGUGUGUUCAGUGUGCUUUGGCUGACCUGUGUGGUCAUCUGUGUGUGGUGGACGCGAAAACGCAGGAAAGAACGGGAGAGGAGCCGGCUGCCGCGGGAUGAAAGCACCAACAACCAGUGGGCCCCGCUCAACCCCAUCCGCAACCCCAUUGAGCGGCCGGGAGGCAGCGGCCCCAGCGGUGGCCACAAGGAUGUGCUCUUCCAGUGCAAGAACUUCACACCACCGCCACGCAGGGCGGGCGAGGUGCUGCCCGGACCAGGGGCCCACGGGGGUAGCGGGGAGGACGAGGAUGAGGAGCUGGGCCGCGAAGAGGAGGACUCCCCGGAGGCAGAGAAGUUCCUCUCACGUAAAUUCACCAAAGACCCCAGCUGCCCUUCGGGGCGGUCAGCCCGUUGGGUGGCCUCGGGGCCCAAAGUGGACAACCGCGCGGUCAGGAGCGCCAAGGAUGUGCAGUAUGCCGGCAAGGAGUAAGAGCGCAGCUGCCCGCUGGGCGGGGACCGGGAGCCCUUGCCAGCCCACACCCGCUGGACCGUAGGAGGCUGAGGCCGUGUGCAUAGUUUCUUUAUUUUGUGUAAAAAAAAAACCCACCAAAAACAAAAAACAAAUGUUUAUUUUCUACGUUUCUUUAACCUUGUAUAAGUUAUUCAAUAACUGUCAGGCAGAAAACAAUGGAGUAUUCUAGGAUUGUUGCUAUUUUUGUAAAGUUUCUGUGUGUUACAAGUGAUGUGGCAGGCGGGUGAAGCGAGUCUGUGUUCUCACCAGAUCGUGUAACGUUUGUUACCAGAGGUUGUGCUGUUUACAGAAUCUUCAUUCUUAUUCCUCACCUGGGUUUCUCUGUGGCUCCAGGCCAAAGAGCUGACGAGACCUGUGGCUAUGUGUGGCCUGUGGAUCUCAGUGGGACCUGUGGCUGACAAGCGUGGCCUGUGGUAGCCUGUGGAUCUCAGUGGGACCUGUGGCCAAUAAGUGUGGCCUGUGGUGGCCGGUGUGGCCUGUGGAUCUCAGUGGGACCUGUGGCUGACAAGCAUGGCCUGUGUUGGCCAGUGUGGCCUGUGGAUCUCAGUGGGACCUGUGGCUGACAAGCAUGGCUUGUGGUGGCUGGUGUGGCUUGUGGAUCUCAGUGGGACCUGUGGCUGACAAGCGUGGCCUGUGGUGGCCAGUGUGGCCUGUGGAUCUCAGUGGGACCUGUGGCUGACAAGCGUGGCCUGUGGUGGUUGGUGUGGCUUGUGGAUCUCAGUGGGACCUGUGGCUGACAAGUGUGGCCUGUGGUGGCCAGUGUGGCCUGUGGAUCUCAGUGGGACCUGUGUCCGACAAGUGUGGCCUGAGGCAGUCGGUGGGACCCAUGGCUGUGGUGGGACCCGUGUUUGUCAGUGGGACCUGAGGUGGUCGUUGACGUGGCCCACGGUGUGGCCUUGGUUGUUGGUAUGGCCCGUGGCUGUUGGUGGCGCUUGUGGUUAUCAGUGGGGCUGGAGGUCACCUGCAUGGCCUGAGGCUGGCAGGCAGACCUGGACUGCCUGCUCCCAUCCCUCCAACCUGCCGUCCUUGUUCCUCCUGCCCAGAACUCUCCAGAGAUCUCCCAACUGUGCUUCAGAAGUGCCCUUCCUGACUGCUCAGUUUCCCCUCCUGGAACGGCAGUAUUGAAGCUUGUGACAAGUGCCUUCGCACCCCGCAGCUGGCCGCGUUGGCCGCGGCCGCCUCCUCGUGAAAGUGCUUUCUGUAAAUGUGUACAUAUUAAAUGAAUACUCUGUAUAUUUGACU